Fundulus heteroclitus (mummichog) is the source of this 1105-nucleotide messenger RNA. RefSeq names its product apolipoprotein A-IV. Gene Ontology annotation, cellular component: high-density lipoprotein particle; blood microparticle; extracellular region. Lineage: Eukaryota; Metazoa; Chordata; Actinopteri; Cyprinodontiformes; Fundulidae. The transcript is spliced from 4 exons. Gene Ontology annotation, biological process: triglyceride homeostasis; cholesterol efflux; very-low-density lipoprotein particle remodeling. Gene Ontology annotation, molecular function: phosphatidylcholine-sterol O-acyltransferase activator activity; cholesterol binding; phospholipid binding. The record is from RefSeq and is a predicted model, not a curated record. Bases 73 to 840 code for a protein of 255 amino acids.
AACGCUGAGACGCAGUCACUUAAACGGUAAACCCUGAAAGAUACACAAGCCCCAAAGCAGCAGGUUGCAGCCAUGAAGACGUUUGUUUUGCUAGUCGCUGCAGUGCUCUCUGGCUGCAAUGCCAACCUCUUCUAUGCUGACGCUACAAAGCCACAGCUAGAAGUGUUGACGGAUGCUUUCUGGGACUACAUUGCCAAGGCCACACAGACAGCUGAUGAUACUCUGGAGAUGAUUAGGAAAUCGCCGAUUGGACAGGAAAUUAAUGCCCGCUUGACAGAGAGUGCUGACUUCGCAAGCAAGUAUGCUGUGACCCUGCAGGAGCAGCUUUCCCCCACAGCCCAGGACCUGAUGAACAAGAUCACCACCGAGGCCGACAUGCUUAAAGGUGUGCUGACCCAGGAGCUCAGCUCUGUCAGAGAAAAACUGGAGCCCUACACAGAGAACAUGAAAGCCCAGAUCCAACAGAGGGUUGAGCAGCUCAAGCAGGAGCUGGCCCCCUACGCCGACUCGCUGGACUCCGAGGCGUUGAGGUCCACCUUGAUCCAAAAGAGCGAGGAGCUGAAGGCCAGCCUGGAGCAGAGCGUGAGAGACCUGCAGGCUCAACUAGGGCCCUACACAGAUGACCUGAAGCAGAAGGUUGACCGGCACCUGGAGGAGUUCCAGAAGAGCGUAGCACCCAUGACCGAGAAGGUCCAGGUAGAGCUGAGCCAGAGAGCCAGUCUGGUGAAGCAAAUUGUGGCUCCCUAUGCUGAGGACCUGAAGGAGAAACUGGACCCCUAUGCCCAAGACCUCCAGUCCCAGCUCAUGUCUCUCUACCAGUCAUUCGUUGAGGCCAACUAAGUCAUCUUCAGUCUCUGCAGACAUAAUAAAAAAAAAAAUCCUGAAAAUUGAGUUCCACCACCAUACAGAGGAUGAACUGUACAAGAGAUCUGUCUGGAUAUCCAUAACUUAUUUUUAUUGCUUAGUACAACAACAAUGAGCAAAACUCUGCACUUGUCCACAUGUAUUUAUAUGCUGUUUUUACCGUGUGUUGUGAAAUGAAACUGUGAGCGUUUUUGUAAUUUCUCUAAGUUAUCUAAAAUAAAAAAACAUAUAUAAAAAUUUA